GGGGAGGGGAGCCGAGCGCUCGGGGCGUGCCCCAAAUCCAUGGGUUUCCACCCAAAACAGCCUCCGGGAACUUUCCCUUUCCCUCCGGGAGCCGCGGCCGCGGGGUUUAUGGAAAUCUGUGAUAAAACGCGGAAAUUGGGCAAGCCAGCCUGAGAACUGCAACACCUGGACCAGCUGGGGGGCCCUGGGGCUUUGUCACCCCCCUGCCACCUGUUAUGUGGACGCCGAAUGUCACCGAGGCCACCAGCGCCACUGAGGUGUCCCCAGAGCUGCUGAAGCCACUGGUGGCUGUGGUGGCCACCCUGGGCAAGCUGGGGGCCACCGCCAGGGACGUUCCUCUGGCUAAGCCAUGGGGCUCGCUGCGGGCUGGCCUCCUGAACUUCAGCUCCGGCGUGCGCGAGGCCAUGAGACACCGCCAUGGAGAGGCCACCCGCCUGCGCCGAACCCUGAGCGCCGCCGCUCAACCCACCGCAGAAGGUCCUGGCGUCCCCAAGGCCACCGCGGUGGCCAUUGCUUGCGAGUGGCUGAAGGCGGUGGCCUCAGUGGAGGCCGCCUGGGCCAAGCUGAAGGUGGAGGCUGCGGGCCUGAAGGACGCCUGCGAGGUGGCAGCCGCCGCUGGGGCCGCCGCCGGGGCCACCGCUGAGGCCACUGUGGGCCACCUGAUGGGGGCGGUGGCCCUGGAGACUGAAGCGCGUGGGGGGUUCCUGAGGGCCACCCACCUCCUGCCGAUGACCUUGGAGCCGACUGAGGUGGUCGAGGUGGUGGCAGCCCACGAUGCGCGGGUGGCGGAGGCCCAGUCAGGGCUGCAGGAGGCCAGCAAGGCCACCGAGGAGGCGGCAGCGGCAGCAGUGGCCGCGGUCACGGCCAGGGAGCGGGGACGGCAGGCGGCAGUGGCCCACGAGCUUCUGGGGGACCUGGUGGUGGCCUGUGACGGCGCCUACCACUACUAUUGUCACCUGCAGCGCCGUGUCAAGGACAUCGAGGCCAUGGUGGCUGCCGGACACAGCCCCGAGGCCACGCAGGGGGACCCGGGCAUCCCCAAAGGCCUGGCGGAGGCGGUGGCGGUGGCCGAGGCCCUGUGGGGGGCCAGCGCCUGCCUGGCCCAGGAGCACCUCUUGGGGACGCUGCGGGUGGUCCGGGGGCUACUGAGCACCGGAGACACCACCGAGGCCACGGCUGUGGCCCAGCGCUGCCAAGAUGCCACCACCGCCCUCCCGGGGCUGCUGCCAAAGGGACUCUCUUAGGGGAUGGUGGCUUUGGUGACACCCAACACAACCAUGGAGUCAUGGAGCAGGAGCCAAAACGGGUGAAAAAGGGCCUUCAAGUACACCAAAGCCAGGCUGAACCAUGUCCCCAGAGCCACGUCCCUUAGUGCCAUGUCCCUUACUGCCACAUCCGCUAGUGCCAGGUCCCCUAGUGCCAGGUCCCUUUUGAUAAAAAAUAGAGAAACAGUUUGAUGGAAACAGGAAAAUGAGUGAUAAAGUGGUAAAUUGCUUGUUGAAAAUGAUAAAUUGAUAAAAAUGAUAAUUUGAUUGACAGUGGGGACCCCCACAGGAGAUGCCACCCCCACAUUCCCACCCCCCCCAACCACUAAAUCAUACUUUUUUCACCUUU
Molecule: messenger RNA, 1614 nt
Organism: Oxyura jamaicensis (ruddy duck)
Lineage: Eukaryota; Metazoa; Chordata; Aves; Anseriformes; Anatidae
Exons: 5
Coding region: 216-1244 (342 amino acids)
Source: RefSeq, a predicted model, not a curated record